Molecule: messenger RNA, 1132 nt
Organism: Phalaenopsis equestris
Lineage: Eukaryota; Viridiplantae; Streptophyta; Magnoliopsida; Asparagales; Orchidaceae
Product: spindle and kinetochore-associated protein 1 homolog
Exons: 9
Coding region: 129-935 (268 amino acids)
Biological process (GO): mitotic cell cycle; chromosome segregation; regulation of microtubule polymerization or depolymerization
Cellular component (GO): spindle microtubule; outer kinetochore; mitotic spindle
Molecular function (GO): microtubule binding
Source: RefSeq, a predicted model, not a curated record
GGACAAGUGAGGCCAGGUCUUCUUCAUCACUCGCUACCCAUCCGGGCGGGAUUUGUUUUCCCGCGGAAUUCGUGCGAUUCGAACUUCUAAGCUUGUGAAAUAGAAACGGGAGAGAAAGCCAUAAAGAAAUGGAUCUAAGAGAAGCAGGCGCUUCGCUUGACAAGCUCGUAUUCUUGUUUAACGCUCGCAUUAUGGAGCUCCAGGAACUCGUCUUGGCACGCAACAUGCCUUGCACCAGCAUCCCCGAUCUCACUGCUAUGGACACAACCCUAACCGCGAUGGAGUCUCAGAUUGAAGCAAUCAAGAACCGAUUACAAGAGGAAAGAAGUGCAAUUCCCAAAGCCAAGAAACUCAUCCAGCUAUCUCUGCACCAGCAAAAGAAGCUGCAUCAUAUGCUCGCGAAUAUGCCAUCUGGAAUGCGUGAAAACGUUGAGUUGUCUGAUUCAACCACGAAUGCUAGUUUUAAUCUGAGCUCGAUCAAUCAGAAUAUCCUUUCCGAAGCUUCUACAUCUAAAGAGGAGAUUGUUCUUGCUCCCAGGGAGAAAAAGGGGCGUCGUCCUGCACCUCGUUGGUAUGUAACUGCUGCAGAGAUUGAUUCCUUAUCAUCUUACAUGCGGGGUAGACUUACUUUGGAUAAGGUCAAUAUUGCUGUCAAUGAGAUGGCUGCACAUGCAGAUGCUAAUUGCCAACUUAUCGCACGGGAUAGCAAGAAGCUAUCAGAUGCUGAAUGGGAUAGGGCUUUGGAAUUAAGAGAUAUUGCAUUGUCACCGAAAGUGAAAGGCAAACACUUUCUCCUUGAAGCAGAUAUUAAAGGGCCAGGAUUGAAACUCGACAACACCGGGAAAGCCACCUUAACUGUACUUCGCCAUCUUGGCCGUAUUCAAGAAUUUCGCACUGGCUUGCACCGAGUAAUGAUACUUCUAGAACCUCAGUGAUGGCAUUGCGUACCUCAAGUGCGGCUCAGGAGCCAUAAGGUAGAUAGGAGAUUUUUUACACCUUUGUUAGAACCCAAUCGUUUGAUUUACUGUGCUUUGUUGUUUGUGGUUCAUGUUGCUUUUCACCUGACUUUGCUGUUUCAUUACUAAUUAUUUUAGGCAUCACUGGUUCUUGUGCUGUUGGUUUACUUCUAAAA